This is a messenger RNA of Sugiyamaella lignohabitans, 1095 nucleotides long. RefSeq lists its product as uncharacterized. The transcript has a single exon. Bases 1 to 1095 code for a protein of 364 amino acids. Lineage: Eukaryota; Fungi; Ascomycota; Dipodascomycetes; Dipodascales; Trichomonascaceae. The record is from RefSeq and is a predicted model, not a curated record.
AUGCCUGUGUCACAGAUAGUUAUAGUUCGCCAUGCGACUAGAGCCGACUCUGUUGACCCACUGUGGUCGAAAACAUCACCAAGUCCGUACGAUCCUCCCUUAGCCGAUCCAAAGGGGUUUGAUGAGUCCUUACAAACAGCUGCCUCUUUAUCCAAACAACUAGCGGGUCAGACUGUAGUUAUCCAUUCGUCACCUUUCCUACGAUGCGUGCAAACAGCUGUGAGCAUUGCCAACGCGUUGGAUGACCCUGAAGUAUCGAUACGUUUGGAUUCUGUUUUUGGCGAGUGGCAGAGUACAGACUAUUUCACUGAUAUAUCACCUCCACCGCCUGACGGACAUCGCUCGAUCGCUGAGAAUGCCUGGACUUGGUAUUAUUUAAACUGCAUGAAAUCUAUAAAUGAACGUAGACGGUCGAUUCUCGACACCACUUGGCCUCUUCACAAGCUAGGUUUUGGUGGUGACUAUGGUGAAUCAUGGUCAGCUAUGCAUAAUCGUUUUGACCAUGGCCUGAAGGAGCUCGUAAGUCAUUACGACAGUGUGUGCUCAUCGCCUGUGACGGUUGUGAUCGUCACCCAUGGUGCUGGUUGUAAUUCACUUCUCGGUCUUAUAUCCAACCUUCCUUUAUUGACUAAGAUUGGUUUGGCAAGCUAUGCUAUUGCCAAACGGGUUACAUCACCGUUGCAAGAUAACGAUUUUAAGUGGACGAUAAUUUUCAACUCGAAUAAAAGCCCUCCCGACGAAACAGCACGUAAUAUUCCCCAACUGUCCUCGUCAAACUCCACAUCUUUUUCUAGCAUUUCUGAUAUUGGUGAGGACGAUUAUACCCCUAAUAUCACUCGGUCCCCUGAAGAUACGCCAUCUGAAGAUAUGCCUACGUACCCAGAUCACCAUCUGAAUUGGUUCACGCCAUCAAUUAAUGCGGUGCCUACUCUCAACAGUCUUGUCUUUGAUUUAGGGGCAGCGCGCCCUGCUACCCCCUUGCAUGAACAUACCACCAGUGAAGAGCCUAUCCUUCUCUCCUUUGGUGACGGUUUUGAUAACACAUCGAUUCAUACUGCUAAGUCGUCUCCUUCGAUGACUCCUAGCCGUUCUUGA